CCACUCUCACUCACACAAACACACUCUCAAGUCUCACACACAAACAUUUAUAGCUAUAGCUAUAGUUAUAGUUAUAUAUAUAGUAAUAGUAAUAGAUAUAUUAUAUAUUAGAAGUUCUUUACUUGUUUUGUAAUGGAUGAAAAGUGGAAGCUAUCAAAGAAGGAAAAAAGUUCAACCUCAUCAACAAAAUCAUCAAUAUUCUCAAGAAGUUGUUCAACAAGAGGCUCAAGUUCAAAGUCACCACUACUUUCAAAGAGCUUAUCACAAAAGUGUUCUUCUACAUCCAAUAGCAACAACAAUGAUAAUCUUACUAGAAGCUAUUCACAGAAGAGUCCAUCCAUAGGUAAGAAAUGUACCAAUAUAGCUAAAGAACAGAAAGCAAGAUUUUACAUCAUGAGGAGAUGUGUAGCUAUGUUAGUUUGUUGGCACAAACAUGGAGAUAAAUAGUUGGGAUUUUGAAGGGGGUGCAGAUAGAAGAACAAGCUUGUUACUUACUCAGAUCCCCUUUUUAGUGAACAAUUUUUUGAGGAAUCUUAUUUUUGUUUUUUUAUUUGUCUUUUGAAAUUGUAAUUAUGAAUUAUCUAUAAGAUUUGCACAUUUGCAAACAUUUUCUUCAUUCUUGUUCUAGUAUUAGUAAAUUUUAAUGCAUAUUUGAAUUAGGAGUUUAGCAUAAUCACAUUUAGAGAGUAUAAUGGUGAUUUUGGUUUUAAUUAAGAUGUUUUAUAGUUU
Vicia villosa (hairy vetch) is the source of this 729-nucleotide messenger RNA. RefSeq names its product small polypeptide DEVIL 13-like. The transcript has a single exon. The record is from RefSeq and is a predicted model, not a curated record. The coding region runs from base 133 to 447 and encodes 104 amino acids. NCBI's taxonomy places the organism in Eukaryota, Viridiplantae, Streptophyta, Magnoliopsida, Fabales, Fabaceae. Gene Ontology annotation, biological process: negative regulation of cell population proliferation.